Molecule: messenger RNA, 3558 nt
Organism: Arctia plantaginis
Lineage: Eukaryota; Metazoa; Arthropoda; Insecta; Lepidoptera; Erebidae
Source: the annotation of a GenBank genome assembly
AUGCCAAGACGCUUGUUAAUAAAUGACGACGAUUUGAAACGUUUGGCGACGACAAAUCAAGCAGGUAUAAACAAAUCUAAUAUGACUGCUAAUUGUGAAUCGUCGUCUGGGAUUUUGGAUUUGGAUAGAAUGGAAGGAUUUGGAGAAUCUGGGAUUGGAGAGUUGUCUCUUAGCAAAUCAACAAACUUCAAUCCAGGUGAAAUGACAGGCAGAUCAACUGGGACAGAGGAUAUAGCUGUGCCAUUAGGUCGUCACUCAUUGGCCUUAGAAAAUAUAACAAGUCAAAUGGACAAGCAAACCUCUGAGAUACAAGAUAUUAUGAGGCACUCUAUUGCCACUAAUUACUCUUUUCAUUCUAAGAGAGAUUUAACUGCAGAUGAGAUAUCAUUAGUGAUCCGAGAAGCACCUCUUCCGGUCCAGAACAAUACUCAGGCACAUUUUGCGGAGAGCAUGUCAAUGAACAAUUCAAACCUAUCAGUUGGAGCUUAUUUCAAGAAUAGGUGCCCAGACUUUGGCAGAAUGCUUUCGAAAACCGAGAGUCCAGAUAGAUCAUGCAUGCCUAGCAUCACAGAAGUGUCAGCUAAUUACUCAGGCACAGUAGAACCUUUACAAUCUGACACAUAUCCAGUUCAUAAAAUAGAUCAAACCUUAGAUUGUGUGCCAGUAAGACAACCACGUGAAAAUAUUGAGGAUAUUCAAGGAAAUCCAAACAACAUAAACCAAGUUUAUGCACCACACACUAGUAUUGUGAUUCCAAAGGCUGAGAUACAAAAUGAAGCUUCAAAUAGUAAAACGCCCAGUAAAACUGAGUUUUAUAUGAGUCAAGUUCCUGACAAGCCAAAGUAUGUCCAAAUGUCAAUGGACACUGUGUCACCACAGAAAAGUAGUAGUAUUCCUUUGAACAAUGACACAAAUUUAUUGAUAAAAAAUUUGCAAGCAUCUUUACGUAUAACUAGUGAAGAUACGGAAGGAUCUGUGGAAAACUCUUUAAGUAUUUCGAAAAUUGCUGAUUACCUUGGCAAACAGUCAAAUGUGAGUGUGACAGACAUGCUUCAAUACAACAAUAAAAAAAAGCAUUUAAGUAAAAAGCAGCCGCUCACUGAACUUCACAUGAACAUUCCAGAAUCAAAAAAUAAUAAUAAGGACAUACAAGUUAUGAAUUUAAAAGAUACUCGCAAAGCUGAAACAGCAAGUUCAUCCGGUACUGUAAAUACUGUAAUUUCCCUUGCCAAAUAUAAAACUAAUAAUGAGCAGGUGCCUACGGUUGUUGUAACAGAGCAUUCAAUUAAAGAUGACCAAUUAAAUAUUGAGGACACUAAGCGAACUACAAGAUCCAAAUCGCCAUCAAGUAAAAGCCAUUCUACAUUUUCUACAGUUCAAGAAAACUAUAUCAGCUUUAAGUCUGGAGAUAGCCCAUUACAUACCAGCAAAGGCGAGGCCAAUACAUCACAUGUACGGUCCCCAAAUGUAGUAUAUAAAGAAUUAGAUAAGUCUGUAGAUUGGCACGAAGUAAUGCAACAGAAACAUUCGAAACAAGACAGCUUAGCUAAAGAACAAUGGGUGGAAAUAUCAGCUCUCGCUGCAAAUGGAUAUGUUGGUGCUUGCUGUCCAGUGACGUUAACAGUCACAACACUCACAGACAGUUGGCUCACAGCUAAACUACAAUUUGUAGAUCUGCCAGAUGAGGGAUCUGACUUAACGAUAGAAUUGCCCCGCAUGCCUCUUUUGUUGUCACCAGGGAAGACUGAAAAGAUCACAUUGUAUAUAACAGCCAAUGUGGAGAUUAAGACUACAUUGAACUACGUUAUGUGCCUUAAAGACGCGUCUGUUGACGGUGAUAUAAAACAAAGAGGAAGUGUAGAAGUGGACAUCAAAAUGCCUGUAAUACAAGCGAUGUCUUGCGAUGGCGUCAAUAAAAUCAGUUUUCCCGCAAUACAAGAGGAGACUACACUAACUAAAUCAUUUGUUUUAAUAAGUAGUUGUCCUGCUGAUUUACAGCUGGUUCUAUCGAUAGUUGAAGGUGAAGGUGUGUUCAAUAUUAAAAAUAUUCAGGAGAUCAAAAAGAGUGAUGUCAAUAAGGUGUUGAUGGACCGGCAGGGGUCUACCGAGGAUGGUCAACCACCUGGCAAAGCAAAGAGCAAGACAAUAAAUAAACAGAUUUGUAGACUUACAGCUGGGAAUGCUAUAAGAGUUACAAUCAAAUUCAAUGCACCCAAAAUAUCUAUACAAAAAGGAGAGUCUUUAAUAACAUGCACUGGAAUACUGAAUGUGAACCUAUUCAGUGUCAACAAUAUAUUAAGAAAAGUUGAUCUCAUUGGUGUUGUGGGAAUCGCUAAUCUUGUUAUAAAGACAACAGCAAAUAAAUUACAAUUAUCUCAUGACCCUAUCAACAUAGAUUUCUGUAACAAAGGAUCUAUACCAGGGACGUGGAUUGUAAAGUUCAAAACGAAUUCGCCGAGCGAUAACUUUCCGUUUAAAAUCUCGCCUUCUAAGUUAGAGAUACGGCCUGGCACUAAUCAGACGGUUAGCAUGUCGUAUACCGGGCCCCCGGACACCCUUUGCGAUGCAACAUUAAUAUUCGAAGACAUCGCCACUGGUCAUAAAACUCCUAUCGAGAUCAGUGGGGGCUCAGACAAACCAAAAAUAUUCCCAAUAAAAACUAACUACAACAAUAUGUCAUGGGUGCGCCCCGGCCGAAAAGAACUGAGUUUGAAGAAUGCCACAAAUAAAAAGAUUUACAUAAGGUGUCAGAUAGUCGGCGACGGGUUUGCCAUAGACCUACCUCGAGAAUCCAGGGGCAUAUAUUGUGUGACUUUCGGCCCGUGUGAAUGUCGACCUUUGCCUAUAAUCUUCGCACCUAUCUCCAAUACACCACACAAAGCUACACUACACUUGGUGCAUGAUAAAAACAGUGAUUAUGCUAGGAAGAUUUGUUUAUAUGGUUGUUCGAGCGGGGAGUCGAUGCGCUGGUCGGGUCUUGUUACCUACGGCGACACAGCUUUGGUGAGGGCAGUUAGCCGAAUGCCCAUAAAUCUGGAACUAUACAACAAGUCCCACGCGGCUGCCUUCGUUUCUGCUCGCGUUCACUUCAAUUUGCAAUACAUGUGCCUGUCGGGCGGCGCGGAGCUGGUGGGCGGCGCCAGCGUGGUGCGCGCGCGCUCGCGCCACGUGGUGUCGCUGCGCGUGUCGUGGGCCGCGCUCGAGCGCAGGGCCCGCGCCGCGCCCGCCGCCUCCGCGCUCGCCACGCUCAGCGUGCUCACCGGCGCAGAGUUCACGCGCCGCAGGAUACUCAAAAUACUUCGCGACGAAUCUAACGGACAGAUGGAUACCGCGCUACUCCCGGAUCAUUUGAAAAUGUUAGUCGACAAGUUUGAAGGAGAAGAUAAUUCUAUGGACGAGUUGAUAGCAGAUUUCAAAGAAACUAAGGCGUCGCUAAAUGAACUGAUCGGCGGUCUUCAGGAGCUGACUGCGCAAAUUGAUCUACCUCAAGAUUUCGCCGAUGAAAAUACUAUUCUUAUAGACGACACUGUUCUAGAACACCAUACUCUUUGUGACUAA